AUGGGCUCGACAGCAACUCUCCGGCAGAGAGUCACCAGUCACUGUGCUGUCAAGGACCAACUCCAACGCAUCUUCGGCUUCAUCCGCUUCAUCAGCAUCCGCGGCUGUGUCGUCGGUCUUUUCUCGCAACCAAUCGAUAUCCACUUCUCGCACCUCGCUCUCGUCAGUAAGGUACAUUGCAUCCUCUCCCAAGCCAUCAGCCAAGAAUCGAGUGAGCUUGUCGUCGCUACCACCGGACUAGACUACAUCGACCUUCAAUUGAUCCGCAAGCAUCCAUUGUUUCUUGUAUCCCACCACAUCCGCGAGGUUGCGCUAGAUGUCUUCCAUGAGAAAUGCGACUUCGUAGUCGACUUCCACAGAAUAUACCACACCAAAGUCUCCUCGACCGUCAACGACAACUUGAGGGCUUACGAGAGGUUUUGGAUCUCUGAAGGACCGCCAAAGAUGGUUGCGGAUACUUUGCAAAGACUCUCGAGGCUCUAUCUCCGCCUGCCUGUUCCUAGCUGCGAGAACGGCGGCCACCGAGGACGCGAUGAGAGUGACUGGAUGGAUGGCAGCGACGGGCAAGGCGGUGGUAAUUGGAAGAUCAAAAGCAUGAAACGUGAACAGGUAGAUGCAGUAAGGGUACUGCGAUGCUUGGACUCAGUCAUGACGCUGGUAAUGACUGAUCACUCGACAGCAGAGGCGCGCGGACGAACAGCCAGCUUGUCCCGUAGCACCUCACUAAGACGCAGUCUCUCGAGAGCAAGAAGUAAGAGCCGUGGACGUCGUUCCGAGAGCCGCAGUGAAUCCAGGCAAGCUGGCGAUGAAGAAGAAAAGCGACGACUUCAACGACUCGAAGUAACGCUCGUGAAGAAAAGCUCGCACGUAAUGGUAUUGCCGGAGACGCUUGGCUUGAUCAAGCUUCUCCGUUCCGUCGCAGUCAACGGCUUCACGAAAUAUUUCUUCGAAUUGGAGGAACAGCAAGUCCUUUGGGCCACGAAACAUCGGAAAAGGUGGAAGGGGUUCGAGCCUGACGGAACGAGGCUUCUUAAUGACCUGCAAAACCUCACAAUCGCUGACAAACCCAUCGAACCCAUCCACACCCCUACACAGUUCAAGUUCGUCAAGGUUGACAACACCGGAAAGCUGCAACUAUCCAAUACACCUAUCAUCGUGCUAGAGCGACAAGCUGAAGAAGAGAAUUCACAACCUGUGCACCAAGCGUCAGCUGCACGACGCAUAGGCCUACCAUGGGCACGUAAAAAGACUCACGCACGCAAGGACAGCAACGAUAGUUUCGCAAUCAUGAUUGACCAGGGCAAGGAGAAGGUGGGAAGCAGUGGCACGAUUACUUCGGGGCGCAACAACCCACCAUCCGUUGACGAGCUGAAGAAGAUCGUGGAGGACAUCAAGAAUGGGUUGUAUUGA
Messenger RNA from Didymosphaeria variabile, 1410 nucleotides. RefSeq lists its product as uncharacterized. NCBI's taxonomy places the organism in Eukaryota, Fungi, Ascomycota, Dothideomycetes, Pleosporales, Didymosphaeriaceae. Bases 1 to 1410 code for a protein of 469 amino acids. The record is from RefSeq and is a predicted model, not a curated record. The transcript is spliced from 3 exons.